Messenger RNA from Lolium rigidum, 1862 nucleotides. Its product is annotated as DUF21 domain-containing protein At4g14240-like. Bases 1 to 1566 code for a protein of 521 amino acids. Gene Ontology annotation, cellular component: intracellular membrane-bounded organelle. NCBI's taxonomy places the organism in Eukaryota, Viridiplantae, Streptophyta, Magnoliopsida, Poales, Poaceae. The transcript is spliced from 13 exons. The record is from RefSeq and is a predicted model, not a curated record. Gene Ontology annotation, biological process: magnesium ion homeostasis.
AUGGCGGCGGCGGCGGGAGGAGCGGGGAGCGCGAAGGGCGCGAGCCUGGCCGCGGCGGUGCGGGCCGUGGCGGCGACGGCGCGCCCGGCGUCGAGCGCCGCUGCGGCGGCGGGGGUCAGCGUGGCGGCCCUGCUCGUGCAGGGGGACGACACGGCAUUCGGGUCGCUCGAGUGGUGGGCCUACGCCGGCAUCUCCUGCUUCCUGGUGCUCUUCGCCGGGAUCAUGUCGGGCCUCACCCUCGGCCUCAUGUCGCUCGGCCUCGUCGAGCUGGAGAUCCUCCAGCGCAGCGGCACCGACUCCGAGAAGGCGCAGGCUGCUGCUAUCCUUCCAGUUGUUCAAAAGCAGCACCAGCUUCUUGUCACCCUGCUACUAUGUAAUGCUGUUGCCAUGGAGGCGCUUCCUAUAUUUCUUGACAGGAUUUUUCAUCCUGUUGUUGCUGUUGUCUUGUCAGUGACAUUUGUUCUCGCUUUUGGAGAGGUUAUACCUCAAGCAAUCUGUACAAGGUAUGGGUUAGCCGUGGGCGCUAACUUUGUAUGGCUUGUACGUAUCCUCAUGAUCAUGUGCUAUCCUAUAUCAUACCCUAUUGGGAAGCUCCUAGACUGCGCUCUUGGGCAUAAUGAAUCUGCGCUUUUUAGGCGAGCUCAAUUGAAAGCCCUUGUUUCCAUCCAUAGUAAAGAGGCUGGUAAGGGUGGAGAGCUUACCCACGAUGAGACUACAAUCAUAAGUGGAGCAUUGGACUUGACUGAAAAGACUGCCCAAGAAGCUAUGACACCUAUUGAAUCAACUUUCUCAUUAGAUGUGGACUCCAAGCUUGAUUGGGAAGCAAUUGGUAAAAUUCUUGCCAGGGGCCACAGCCGGGUGCCUGUAUAUUCAGGAAACCCCAGAAAUGUUAUUGGGCUCCUGUUGGUGAAAAGUCUUCUGACAGUUCGUGCUGAAACAGAGACACCAGUUAGUGCAGUUUCCAUUAGAAGGAUUCCAAGGGUUCCUGCGGACAUGCCCUUGUAUGAUAUAUUGAACGAGUUUCAGAAAGGGAGUAGCCAUAUGGCUGCUGUUGUGAAGGCUAAACCCAAGAACUUUCCAGGUCCUGACAAAACUGAACCAAACAGGGAAGUAGAUGGGGAAUCACAGCUGACUGCACCCUUACUCUCCAAUGCUGAAGAAAGGAUGGAAAAUGUGGUUGUUGACAUUGAAGCUCCACAGAGCAGACAGGUCAAUGGAAACAAACCUGUGGCAAGGUCUUCAGAGGAUAUAGAGGAAGGCGAGGUCAUUGGUAUCAUCACACUUGAAGAUGUAUUUGAAGAACUAUUGCAGGAAGAGAUAGUUGAUGAGACUGAUGAAUAUGUUGAUGUUCAUAAAAGAAUCCGUGUAGCUGCUGCUGCUGCCGCAUCAUCCGUUGCAAGGGCUCCGUCAGUUAGGAGAUUAACUGCUCAAAAGGCUUCAGGAGCGCAGAGCCGGCCAGGACAGGCUGGACAGCCUACUGGAAUUUUGAAGAAACCUACUGAUGGUGAUUCAAACCCAUCAAAACAGGUGAACCUUGUUGAACCUCUGCUGGAAAAUAGGAGGUAACUUUAGAUGCAUUGCAUAAAUAUUGCGGUGGGACACAUGGGGCAUGUGGGGGGAAAAUGCCAUUCGUGCAAUAGCUGGUAAGAGUAAAUACGAGCGAGUUCAUUGUAAAUUUCAACAGUAGCACUUUGAACCUUGCCAUGAACGUGAGAGUUCAGUUUUUUGUUUUGUUUAUGGACUAUGAUAGUGCAUAGCGACUUUGAAUCUGUUGAUCACUGCGGCAUUAGCAACUACUGACAUUUGUGAAGCAUAGACCUGAAACUAUUGCAAAUGGUAAUCAGAUUGUACACUGCCCCGUA